AUGGGCUCUUCUAGACGGUGGGCGGCGUCUUCGGGCUCGUCGUGUUCAAGUUGCAGCUCUUCGUGGCAGCGUUAUGACGAGCGCAAGGGGGCAGCAGCUAACGCGAGGCGGAGUGGCCAAGGUGCCGAGCGGCUUUCAGUUGAGGACGAGCGAGAGGUGGCGAGACGUGUGCUGGAAGAUCUCGAGUCGCUGUACUUUGACGGAAUCGGCGACGGCGAGAGUGAAGACGAAGAUGAGGACGAGUUUGACUCGAGCUCGGAGUGGGGGUCGGAGAAGUCGUUGCGCAGCUCAAGUGGCAAGCGAAAGGCAGGCGGGAUGACCCUCGAAGAACUGACUGUUGCUCUCAACGCUGCGAUCGAGUACCAUCGGCCAGCAACAUUGAAAUUGAGUACCCCAGUGCAGGAAUCCAAGCUCGAAGCCGAUGAACGGCUUGACCAAAGUUUAGGCGAACGUCACCAACGACCGCGUUCUCGCCGUCAAGAGGAAGUGGCGUCGUUAGCGUCAACUCCUAGAGGAGAGUCGAGCUUGGAGUUUUUCCAGGAUAUGCUGGAGAGGAAGCAACGGGAUUUUUACGCCAUGAAAAUUGCGCCAGAACCCGAUGAAGAGGUGAUUGAAGACAGACAAUCGCAAGGGACCGUGCCUAGCAACAAUGCUGUCACUUCAACUCGGGAGAAACAAACGGUGACACUCGUGCGAGAUCAAGCGACAGAAACAGAGGAGUACUUUCAAUACCCAAGGUUUGAUGCAUCCUUUGGAGUCGCUGAUUUCCAAACGCCACCACACUCACCUCCAAGGAGUGUCUGUCUUCGAAGUACGCAGGCUGCAAACGUACUGCCAGUUACAAUCGGUCCUACACUAGCAGACCUUGCUGCCAGUCAUCGGAGAAGGGAAAGAGAUCGACUGUCUUCUCGAUCAGUUCCAGGGCCGGAAUCUUCAUGGAGCUCAUCUCCAUCUUCUUUUGCCUCUCAUCAAAGAGCCCAAUCCGAUUUUUCGUAUGCAAGCAAGCGAAGCGAAGGCAGCAGUAGCAGCUCAUCCAGCAGCUCUCGCACGAGUAGCAGAGCUAGCGACAUGAGUAGCAGAAACAGUAGAAGCAGUAGAAGCAGCCGCAGUAGUGAAAGGAGUAGCCAAGCCGAAAGCUUGAUCAGCAGAGCUAGCAAAAGCGAAAGCCAAGUCAGCCAGAUCCAGAAAAACUACGAGCCGGAACAGUUAGUCCUGGAGCCACCGACGCAGCUCAAUGCUUACCUUCCCACGCCAGCGACCGAGAUCCAAAUCGACAGAGCAUCUUCCAACUCGCCGCGUAUUCCGAGCAGCCCCGCACUCGUAAACUGGGAACUCGAUCUCUCGAACUUCGUACUAUGA
Molecule: messenger RNA, 1359 nt
Organism: Phytophthora sojae
Lineage: Eukaryota; Oomycota; Peronosporomycetes; Peronosporales; Peronosporaceae
Exons: 1
Coding region: 1-1359 (452 amino acids)
Source: RefSeq, a predicted model, not a curated record